AGGAACAGUGUGAAUAGCGCAUGCGCACACAAGCCGGUACUUUUGUAGAUGUAGGUAUACAUUUCUUCCGGGUAGUAUCCGCAGAAAAACACACUUAAUAUUUAAUGGGAACGAUAUAGAUAUAUAGUGACAGCGAGAGACGUUUGAUUCAUGUCAGGAUAAACUUCCCUCGGUGAACUUUGAAGCUCAUCUAUCUUAGCUUGCUAGCUGCUAACGAAGAAACCCGGAAGUUAUCAACAUACCACUAAGCAGCCAUCAAGCGUGAGUGUAAAUGGGUAAAAUGCAAAUGCUGUCAAAGUUGGUGAAUCAGCGAUUAACUGCGUCAUAUGAAGAUAUAUUGGAGUGUUACAACGAUAGCAGAGUACGAGGAGGAAUUUCGUCGAACAAGAGAGGAGAACGAACGUCAACGCUAACUCCUUUUUCAACAAGCCUCAAGUUGUGUUGCACAGAACAGACAUCAGUGAAGAACAUCUUCCCCGUGAGCUGCGGGAGUGGAACUCCAGGAUGGAACAGGGAGAGCUGCAGCUCCCCCACAUUAAAGAUGAAGAAGAAGAGCCUCAGCCACCCAGCAUUAAGGAGGAAGAGGAGGAUUACAACAUCAGUCAGGAGGGAGAGCAUCUUGAAGGACUGGAGGAGUUCCCAGUGAUUGUUGUCCCUGUGAAGAGUGAAGAUGAUGAAGACCAAGGUCAAAGUGAGGAGGAGAGAGAGGCGGAGCCUCCAAGCUGCAGCUCCACUCGUCACACGACAACAGAAGCUGAUGGAGACCACUGUGGAGCACAAGCACAAGCAGACAACCUCUUAGCUCCACUAUCAGAUAGCGACGACAUAACGUCACACUCUACUGACACUGAUGAUGAAGACUCUGAAGCUGAUAUGACAUGUCACACUGACAACACACGCUGGAAAUGCUCUCAAUGUGACAAAACCUUUGUUACCAAGGGAAAUCUGAACAGACACAUGAAACAUCACACAGGAGAGAAACCUUUCCUCUGCUCAGUUUGUGGUAAAAGAUUCUCUCAACAGUCAAAUUUGAAAGUACAUACAAGAAUGCACACCGGAGAGAAAGCUUUUCCUUGCACGGUGUGUGGUAAAAGAUUCAGUAAAAAAGGCGUUUUAGUAACACACACAAGAAUACACACAGGAGAGAAACCUUAUCCUUGCAUGACGUGUGGUAAAAGAUUCAGCCAAAAAGGGGACUUAAUAACACACACAAGAAUACACACAGGAGAGAAACCUUAUCCUUGCACGGUGUGUGGUAAAAGAUUCAAUCAAAAAGUCGAGUUAAACACACACACGAGAGUACACACUGGAGAGAAACCAUUUCUUUGCACGGUGUGCGGUAAAGGCUUCAAGCAUGUAAGUGUUUUAAAAAGACACACAAGAAUACACACUGGAGAGAAACCUUUUUCCUGCACAGUUUGUGGUAGGAGAUUUGCUCGGAACUCACAUUUGAACGCACACGCAAGAACACACACUAGAGAAACUGUUCAAUGUGUGGUCAGCGAUACACAAAUAGUACAAACUUAACUGAACACAAAAUAAUCCACACUCGGGAGUAACUUGGGCAUUUUUGGAGGACAGGAAGUAUGGAUAAGCAAGCUCUCGUUGAGAGGUAAUGGGGGGGGGGGGUUAAACACACACAGCACAAGUGUUGCUAAUGUAGCAAUGUCGCCGCUAAAUCUGAGAACCAAGUUUAUUUGUGGUUCAAAACUUGUGUUUGUGUUUUAUCUCACUUUCACAUCAUAACAGAAAUGAGAAACAGGAACUUUUUUCUUCUUUUUGUUUCGCAGGUUUGAAUUUAAGCCAAUAUUGGACAUCCCUAAUUAUAAUAUUUAAUUUUGCCGAUUUUAAUAGCACAUAUUUGAUACCAUCUGUGUUUUUACAUAUGUGAUUCAUUUUAAUUGUCAAUAAAUCCACUAGGAGCCAUUUAGAAAAGGCUCUCUAAAAAGAGCAGGACUUCCCAUUCCAUUCAUUUCUACCGCUUAUCCUCACAAGGGUCGUGGGGGUGCCGGAGCCUAUCCCAGCUGUCUUGGGGCGAGAGGCGGGGUACACCCUGGACUGGUAGCCAGCCAAUCACAGGGCACAUAUAGACAAACAACCAUUCACACUCACAUUCAUACCUAUGGACAAUUGGAGUUGCCAAUUAACCUAGCAUGUUUUUGGAAUGUGGGAGGAAACCGGAGUACCCGGAGAUAACCCACGCAUGCACGGGGAGAACAUGUAAACUCCACAUGGAGGAUGGAAUCAAACUCGGGUCUUCUAGCUGUGUGGCCUGCGUGCUAACCACUUGAUCGCCAUGCAAC
Doryrhamphus excisus (bluestripe pipefish) is the source of this 2303-nucleotide messenger RNA. RefSeq lists its product as uncharacterized. Lineage: Eukaryota; Metazoa; Chordata; Actinopteri; Syngnathiformes; Syngnathidae. Gene Ontology annotation, cellular component: nucleus. The record is from RefSeq and is a predicted model, not a curated record. Gene Ontology annotation, biological process: regulation of gene expression.